UCCGCAUGGCAUUGGAGUGAGUCUGGACUCUGGAGUGACUUCUUUCUUUUUUUCUUCAACUUCUUCUUCUUCUUCGUCUUCUUCUGCUCUGCUCAUCACUUCUUUCUUCUCACUUCCAAAAUCUUCGCGCCAAAAUGGGUAUCCCUAACCCUAAAGCAGGAGGAGGAGGUGCUAUUGUUAAUGAUUCUCCUUCAAGUACUACCAAGAGGCAUCAAACAGACCCUUCUCCAUUAUCAUUUUCUGAAGGCGAAAGGGUUCUUGCUUAUCAUGACCCUCUUAUUUACGAAGCUAAGGUCAUUACAGUUGAGAUUAAGAAUCCUUAUGAUAAUACAAAGGAGUACUUAAUUCAUUACAAAGGUUGGAAUAAAAAAUGGGAUGAGUGGGUAGGCGUUGAACGUUUGUUGAAAUUCACUGAAGAAAACAAGAAACUGCAGGAGGAACUUAAACUAGCGCAGCAGCAUAUCGAAAAGAAUCCAAAAUCAGGGUGUUUAUCAAACAUGAAUCCAGAAAGUUUUACUGAUGCAAAAAUGGAUCAAGAGGAUACUAGAAUACAUGUAAGGAAGGGAAAGAGGCAAACAAGUGACUUCAGAGUUAAGGAGGAACUUAAACUAGAGCAGCAGGAUAUGGAAAAGGAUCUCAAGUCAGGGUGUUUAUCAAACAUGAAGUCAGAAAGUUCUGCAGAUGCAAAAAUGGAUCAAGAUGAUACUAGAAAAUAUGCGGGGAAGGGAAAGAAGCGGAGAAGUGACUUCAACGUUGAGGAUGAACCUAAGCUAGUGCAGCUGCGUAUAGAAAAGAAUCCCAAUUCAGGGUGUUUAUCAAACAUGAUUCCAGAAAGUUCUACUGAUGCAAAAAUGGAUCAAGUGGAUACUAGAAAAUAUGGGGGGAAGGGAAAAAAGCGUACUAGUGACUUCAGCGUCGAGAAACAAAGGCGAUGUGAUGCUGCAUACGAGAAUGUGAAGCCAUUGGGGUUUCUAAACAAGAAAGUCAUCCGAACAAAAAUUGAUUCCCUUUUGAAGGUUUAUGGUGGAGAUGAAGGAUGGGCUUUCAUUGAAGAAGCUUCUUAUAAGUUACUGAUCGAAUGCCUUUUGGAAUGUCAAGAGCAACUAGAUCUAAAUGUCGAAGAAGAAAACAAUCAAGGGAUACUGCUUCCAAAAGAAGAAGAAGUUCAAGAGACUGAUGAACAACUUCUGAGGAAGAAUUCAAGAAGGAAAAUUCCAAGGUUGUCCUUAGUUGCAGGGACAUCAAUGCAGUUGUUAAAUAUGAACCCAGAGGAAGUGAACCUAGGACUGAGGAGGUCAAGGAGAGAAGAGAAGUGACUAAGUAUCUUUUGCCCGCUGCAAAAAAACAGAGGUUGCAAGAAACACUUGGAAAUGGCAAUCGGAAGUUGGUUUCUGCUGAAGUACAGAAGUUGCAAGAAAAUCUUACUGGGUCUGUGCUAGGUACUUCUCAACGCCGUAGGAAGAGGCCCCCAUUUGGUUAUAUUGACAAUACGGAAGACUGCGAAGAGGACUAUGUUUUCUUUAACACGAAACUCUUACUUUGUAAAUGAAUGUCCAGAGAGAAGGAUGUCUCGGUGAGAUUGGGUGGGUGCAGUUGUCUGAUCCCGUCUCUCUGAGUUUUUGUGAUUAAGAAUAGUGUGCAGGAUAGAUAAAGCGAAGGAUAGAUGAACUAAUACAAUUUUUUGCUCCUGGUUUACCAACCUACUAGGGAGUCUGUUGUUUAUUGUGAUUGGGAACAAUCAUGAAAACACAGAGGAAAAACAACAACACGAAGAUCUAACUGUUAACAGUGUACUCUCUCUUCUUCCUAGAGUAGGCUGUGUAUUCUCUCUUUUUGCGUUUUAUUUUUUGAAUCCUUAUCAAUUGUUUGAUAAGUCACUUAUGUACAGACAUGUAAACAGACCACGAAUAUUUGGAAUCUCAGUUGCACCGAGCUUUUGGUUUGAUCUCA
Papaver somniferum (opium poppy) is the source of this 1950-nucleotide messenger RNA. RefSeq names its product chromatin modification-related protein EAF3-like. The transcript is spliced from 15 exons. Lineage: Eukaryota; Viridiplantae; Streptophyta; Magnoliopsida; Ranunculales; Papaveraceae. The record is from RefSeq and is a predicted model, not a curated record. The coding region runs from base 135 to 1316 and encodes 393 amino acids.